Messenger RNA from Klebsormidium nitens, 2520 nucleotides. The record is from the annotation of a GenBank genome assembly. Lineage: Eukaryota; Viridiplantae; Streptophyta; Klebsormidiophyceae; Klebsormidiales; Klebsormidiaceae.
AUGGACACCGAGUUCCGGACCACGGAGGACCUGAGCCCCCCACAGCAGCUCCUUGCACUGGAGAUGGCAGAGGCCCUCUGGGAAGCAAUGGAGGAAGCGCGCAAGGAGCGGAUCAUGACCUGCCUAGCUGUCGAGAAUGUCAUUGCUGCAGAGGUCUCGGAGAUUGCCAGCAACCCAGCAGCAGCAGGCUUGCGAGCUGAAGAGGUUCCCUCGAAUGAGAGAGAAAAGGCCGCCAUGCAGAACCUUGUGUUACAAAGGAUCCUCGAGAAACGAAGGGCCAAAGGAGGCUUCGCUGCUUGGCAAAGCUUUGAGAGCAUGAAGGAUGAUCUGUUAAGCCGUUAUGGUUCUGCCGUUGAUGAGGAUCUCAAUGAGAUGUCCAAUCGUCAAAGAAAAGGAAAGGAAGUCAUCGUGCUCAACAGCAAUAGUGAAGCUGAUGAAGCCUCGAUUGAUGAGACACCGUGGCGAGAAGCAUACGCCCGAAACGCCAUGUCUGAUGCAAACCUGCAGAGAAGGUUGGAAUCUGGCUUUUUCCACCGUCAGGAGAACGCACGAGGUGCGGGGCCCUCGAGACGGACUCACAGCCCCAAUCAGCGAGCAGGAAACGCCAUGUCUGAAGCAAACUUUCAAAAAAGAUUGGCGUCUGGCUUCUUCCACCGUCAAGCAAACGCUCGAGGUGCGGGGCCGUCAAGGCAGAACAACAACCCCAACAACAAAACAGCGCGGUCCAGAAAACGAAAGCGGGACAACGAACAACUGGAGCUGAUCCAACGGUACAUGAACUAUGCCACAGGGAGAACACCGAUACGUCCUGAGCACCGGGAGCCUGGCCCUGGGCCGCAUCUCGAACCCAAGUACAGGCGUUCGAAAGCUGCCAACAACUCCGCCUUGCAAGCCCCGACGCAAGCAAACAUGGAGAACGAGAUUGCUUGCACGGGCCUCCGGAAUGUUAGGGCGAUAUAUGGGCCGGUUGCAGCUAAUGUGAACCUGGAGGCUGCUGAACAGCCCGGCCCUCCGUGGAGGCUCCACCGUCAUCAAAUUCAGGCCGUCUGCCUGCUGUUGCAACCUCAUGUCAGGGGUGCGCUCCUGCUCUACUCGAUGGGAGCCGGGAAGACACUGACUGCGAUCGCUUGCAUCGACAACCUUAGGCGACAAUUUCCGGGUAAGUAUGGCCGGACCGUCAUCCUGGCACCUGCCUCGAUGCUGGACACUUGGGAGAGUGAGAUGCAGCGGUAUGCACCGAUUGCCAACGUGGGUGAGAUCCAUCUCGGAACUCACAACUCGUUUGACAAGAUGCCUCAAGAACACAUCAAGGCCUUUUGCAGGGAUGCAAUCCUCGUGAUUGAUGAGGUUCACAAUGCACGUAACUCGGGGAAACAGCGCUCAGACCGUAUUGCGGUGGGCGGGCGUGCAGCUGGCAAGAUUGUGCUGCUCAGCGGUACACCCGUUGUAAAUCAACCCAGCGAUAUUGCUCCAAUCCUCGACAUGAUCAAGCCAGGAUGCAUGCCCACGAGCCGAAAGGGGUUCAACACGGUCUUUGGAAAUGAUGGCAUGGCGCAGCGAGCCCUCAUGAGGGCCGCUUUGAGUUGCGCAGUCUUGGCAUACAGAUCGCCAGCCGAUGACCUGCGGUACCCGAGGAUGACUAUCCGGGACACAAUCGUGAGGAUGACCCCUUCCCAGGUGAUGGCCCAAGAGGCUCACGGUGAGCCCCCUCAAUCAUACUAUGAUGCAGACCUCACGGGAGAGCCAGACCCCGAGCUGAUGCGAUUUUAUGACACCGCCCGCGCCAUUUGUAACAGCCUUGUCUACCGGGAUGGUGUCCUGGUCUCACCGCCAGACGUGGCGGGCAUUGAAUUGGCUGCCGGCGUAGCGGCUGCGAAUCACGCGGGAGGCAACAUGCAGAUUGUGUGUCCGAAGCUGAAGCUUGCUGUAAGGCACCUCGUGAGCCGUUUGGGGCCGUCCCCCGACGAUGACACCUGGCGGCGGUGCAAAACAGUCUUUUUCACGCACUCGGUGAACAUGCACGGAGUGGGCACCCUGAGGAUGCUGCUGGCAGCCGAAAACAUCCCUUUCGGUGAGAUUAUUGGCACAAAGUCACUGAAGCAACGGACUGAUGCAAUCGAAGCUUUCAACAAUGACGAUCUGCACGUUCUCAUACUUUCAGAGGCAGGUGGCGAAGGUCUUAAUCUCAAAGGCACGCGCUACUUCCACAUGCUCGAGCCGCAAUGGAAUUCUACGAGCGAGAAUCAGGCAAUUGCACGGGCUGCGCGCUUCAAAAGCCACACUCAUCUGCCCCAGAACGAGCAACAUGUCGAUGUCUUUAGGUAUCUGUGCGUGAUGCCUGGAGCCAGCAACAAUCCAGAGCUCGGCAGGCGUGCCGAGUUCCCUCGAGAUUCUGGCGACACGUUCAUGCGGGACAUCUGCAUCCGGAAGGACCGGCUUAACGGGCCCUUUGAGCAACUUGUGAGGGAGGUUGCUGCUGAGAACGAGUUUAGGUGCUUCCAAACGUGGGAUGGCUCAUGA